Messenger RNA from Molossus molossus (Pallas's mastiff bat), 2283 nucleotides. Its product is annotated as cytochrome b561. Bases 59 to 811 code for a protein of 250 amino acids. Lineage: Eukaryota; Metazoa; Chordata; Mammalia; Chiroptera; Molossidae. The transcript is spliced from 6 exons. Gene Ontology annotation, molecular function: oxidoreductase activity. Gene Ontology annotation, cellular component: lysosomal membrane. The record is from RefSeq and is a predicted model, not a curated record.
GCGGGCGGCGCGGCGGGGACGAGCUCGGGGCCGGCACCUGGCCAGCUGCUGUCUCAGCAUGGAGAGCCGCACCAACCCCAGCCCCGGAACGCUGCCCUGCUGUGUGGCUUUCUCCCAGCUGCUGGGCCUGACCGUGGUGGCCCUGACUGGCGCUUGGCUCGGCCUGUACCGGGGAGGCAUUGCCUGGGAGAGCGCCCUGCAGUUUAACGUGCACCCCCUCUGCAUGGUCAUAGGCCUGGUCUUCCUGCAGGGUGAUGCCCUGCUGGUUUACCGGGUCCUCAGGAACGAGGCCAAGCGCACGACCAAGGUCCUGCAUGGGCUGCUUCACGGCUUCGCCUUCAUCAUCGCCCUGGUGGGCCUGGUGGCGGUGUUCGACUACCACAAGAAGAAGGGCUACGCCGACCUGUACAGCCUGCACAGCUGGUGUGGCAUCCUCGUCUUCGUCCUCUACUUCGUGCAGUGGCUGGUGGGCUUUAGCUUCUUCCUGUUCCCUGGAGCUUCGUUUUCUCUGCGGAGCCGCUAUCGCCCACAGCACGUCUUCGUUGGGGCCUCCAUCUUCCUGCUCUCCGUGGGCACAGCCCUGCUGGGCCUGAAGGAGGCGCUGCUGUUUAACCUGGGGGCCAAGUACAGCACAUUCGAGCCCGAGGGUGUCCUGGCCAACGUGCUGGGCCUGCUGCUGGCCGGCUUCGGCCUGGUUGUGCUCUACAUCCUGACCCGAGCCGACUGGAAGCGCCCCCCCCAGGCUGAAGAACAAGCGCUGUCCAUGGACUUCAAGACGCUGACGGAGGGUGACAGCCCCGGCUCCCAGUGACAGGCUGCUCUGGCCUGCGGGGACGGAGGGCCCUGGCUGUGGGGCCUCCUCGGGUCCCCACUCUGACGGCCUUUCGCAGGGCCUGAGGCUGCCUGCAGGACUCCUGGCUCCUGGGCUGCGGGGCGGAGCGGGUCGGGGGCAUCAGGCAGUGCGCCUCUUUGAGCAGUGAUUUCUGGGGUGUAGGGCUUGGCCACUUCUGCUUCCCCCUCCUCACUGCAGCUUUAGUGUCCUGUUAGUCCUGCGCAGACCCCGCCUGUUUUCCCCAUCACCCCUCAAAAGGAGAAGCUUUGGGUCGGCAUUUGGGUGGUCAGCCCCGGUCACAGAAGCUCAGACCUCUAAAGGAGACAGAGAGUGGCUUCCCCACUCUAGGCUGAGUCCAGGGUUGUGGGAGGAACCUGGGGCCUCAGCGACAGGCCUAUCAAAGCCAAGACUGAAUUCAAACCAGGAGUCUCACUAGCCUGGAUGACACGUGGUCCGAAUGGGCCUGCUCUCUGGCCGAGCAGAAGUGAUAUUAUGUGUAAACUGUUUGUGUUCAGUGUCGGCUCCCCUGGAGAGGGGAGGGACUGGCCCCUGGGGAGCUCUGGAGAUGUGGCUUUGGCCCAGCUGUGCUCCUCUGAGCCUUCCCUGUCUUACUCUUUGCCCAAGGGUGGCUUCCUUGGGAGAGGGGCGAGGGGCACGGGACUUCAGACAGCCCAGCCCUUGGCACUGAGGACAGCUGAAGAGGAAGCAGAUGGCCCCCUGCGUGGGCUGUGUGAGUGGCGGCUUCCUUUCUAGCUCAGCCUGCGGCUCCCCGUGUCCCCACCCUCACGAGCCAGCCCAAGCGCUGCUCUGACCAGAGGCCCAGGACACCACCCUUCUUUAAAUGAAAAGCUGCUACUCUUGCCCCUUCCCCUGUUGAUAGGGAAGGGGCGCCGCCUGCUUCUGUCCAGGACAGCCGCAUCUGGCCUCACCUUCCAGGGCCCAUCUCUGCGCAGGUUGGGACUGCAUCAGAAUCACAUUAGCCCCCAGCCCCAUCCGUGUGCCGCGUUGUUAGUGAGUCACUGUUUGGCUUCAGUUGAGAAGCAACGUGAUUAGAGCAUUGAUCUUGUAUUUCUUGGACUUGGUGAAUGUUCUCUCUUUGUUUUGUUCACUUUCUGGGCUUUGAGGAACAUGACACAGUUCAAGACACCACAGUUUACUUAAAUGAAGAAAUUAAUAAAAUUUCCAAAUUUAUCGCUUUUCCUUUUAAUGGUUGCCUUUUUCAUAGCUACACGCUGCCUUGGAGAAAGGUCUCCUCCGCUGCUCAGAUUUGCUGUGGGUCCUGCUUCAGGCGAUGCCACUUCUCGGCGGGUGGCUGCGGCUCAGCACCCUCCCCUGCAGGGCUGGCCAGGCUCCAGCCCGCCUCUGACCCCCUGCAGCUUGCUGGGCCAGGGCGUUGGCCCGGUUAGACUGUGUACUCUGCAGGGGCCAGGCGUCAUCCAUGCUUUCAUCAC